Molecule: messenger RNA, 1948 nt
Organism: Aspergillus campestris IBT 28561
Lineage: Eukaryota; Fungi; Ascomycota; Eurotiomycetes; Eurotiales; Aspergillaceae
Product: nucleobase cation symporter-1 family protein
Exons: 4
Coding region: 380-1873 (497 amino acids)
Biological process (GO): nucleobase transport; transmembrane transport
Cellular component (GO): plasma membrane
Molecular function (GO): nucleobase transmembrane transporter activity
Source: RefSeq, a predicted model, not a curated record
CCUCCCACUCGUUUGACUCCAAUCACCGCAGAGAACGAUGCCUCGCGUGAAGAGAUGGAUGGAGAAGUUGGAGGUGACGGAGGAGUCGGGUUUGACGACUGCCCAGUUGAUGUUGACGAAUCCUGAUUUGCAGCCAGGUGAGACCGAGAAACCUACCUACCUAUCUACCUGUCUACCUGCCUAUCCGUCUCCUUGACGGGGACGUACCGACCGAUCGCCGUCGAUUUUCUUUGAAUCAUGACAAGUCCUCCAAGACUGACCGUUUGCCGUGAUGUGACCCUCAGUCGACCCCGAACAACGCCUGUGGAGCUGGUACAAUUUCAUCGCCUUUUGGAUCGCCGAUUCGCUGAAUAUCAAUACGUGGAUGAUCUCCUCCUCGAUGAUCGUGGACGGUCUGUCCUGGUGGCAGUCGUGGAUCUGCGUCUGGGUCGGAUACUUUCUGGCCGCGUGCUUCGUCUGUCUGACGGGUCGCAUCGGUGCCGUCUAUCACAUCUCCUUUCCGGUGGUGGCUCGGUCGAGUUUUGGCAUCUGGGGCUCUUUCUGGCCGGUGCUGAACCGGGUUGUGAUGGCCGUCAUCUGGUAUGGGGUGCAGGGAUACAUUGGGGGUCAAUGUGUGACGCUGAUGAUCCGGGCGAUCUGGCCGAGCUACAACACCAUCCCCAACGGCAUCCCUAAAAGCUCAGGCGUGACCACCCGCGACUUCACCAGCUUCUUUCUCUUCUGGCUGCUCUCCCUCCCAGCCCUGUGGGUUCCGAUCCAAAAACUGCGCCAUCUGUUCACGGUCAAGGCCAUCUACUCGCCCAUCGCGGCGAUCGCCUUCUUCGCCUGGGCGAUCGCGCGAGCCAACGGGAUCGGCCCCAUCGUGCACCAGCCGAGCAAGGCCCACGGCAGCCAGCUGGCCUGGGCGGUGGUCAAGUCGAUCAUGAGCUGCAUGGGCAACUUCGCGGCCCUGAUCAUGAACGACCCGGACUUUUCCCGGUUCGCGCGCAAGCCCAAGGAUGCGCUGUGGGCGCAGCUCUUUACCAUCCCACUCGGCUUCGGCAUCACCUCGUUCAUCGGCAUCAUCGCGUCCUCGUCGUCGGCCGUCAUCUUUGGGGGGGAUUAUGUGUGGAACCCGCUCGACCUGCUGGGCAUGUUCCUGGACGGGGCCGGCUCGGGCCAGCGAUUCGGGGUGUUUGUCAUAGCUACCGGUUUUGCGCUGGCGCAGCUGGGUACCAACCUCUCAGCUAAUUCAGUGUCGGCUGGUACAGACAUGACGGCGUUGCUGCCACGGUAUCUCACUAUUCGCCGGGGGAGCUAUAUCUGCGCGAUGAUUGGUUUGGCAAUGUGCCCGUGGAACCUCCUCUCCUCGUCGAACCAGUUCACGACGUACCUCUCCGCCUACUCAAUUUUCCUAUCUGCCAUCGCCGGCCCCAUGAUCUGCGACUACUACAUCGUGCGCAAGGGUUACCUCCAAACGAAGGACCUCUACAGCGCCAGCAAAGACUCGCCGUACUACUACUGCUGCGGGUUCUCGUGGCACGCAUACGCGGCGUAUCUCUCGGGGUUGCUGGUCAACAUCGUGGGGUUUGCAGGCGCCGUCGGCCGCAAGGUGCCUAUCGGUGCGACGUAUAUCUACAACGUCAAUUACGUGUCGGGAUUUCUCGUCUCGUUCGCCAUGUACUACGCCCUGACGUGGGCUGUGCCCAUCCCGGCGACGAGUGCGGUGUGGAAUGAAGUUGAUGUAGACGUCGACGACGACCCGAUGUCUGUCGCGGAAGGAGAGGAGGUGUAUGGGGAUGAUCGAUGGGAGGGAGAGGGAGAAGCGGGCGGGGGGUUAAAAGGGAGGGAUGGAGAUUAUAAGGGAGCGAAGAGUGGGUUGAGAGGGUUGUAAACUUCUUUGUUCAUUUUCUAUUUUUGGGAACUCUUUAUAUGGGUAAUGGGAUAGGAUACCAGCUGUUAAUUCGAC